AUGAACUUCUUACGCUGGAGAAAUUCUUGGAGCAGGUUUUUUCACAAGGAUCUUUUGGGAUUGCGUAGGUAUGCAAAGGCUGCUGGCGUGGGCAUUGCCUCCCUGGGCCUUGCCCUCUCAGCCAACGCCGCCAGCGUGAAGCUGGGAGGUGACGGCGGUGCUCUGAUUUUCGACCCUGCCACCAUCACCAUCAAGGCUGGCGAGAGCGUCACAUGGACAAACAACGUGGGCUUCCCCCACAACGUCGUCUUCGACGAGGAUGCUAUUCCGUCCGGCGCCAACGCAGAGUCUCUGAGCCACGAGGAUUACCUCAACGCCCCCGGUGAGUCAGUGUCGUCUAAGUUCACAACCCCCGGCGAGUACUCUUACUACUGCGAGCCCCACCAGGGAGCUGGCAUGGCCGGCAAGGUCAUUGUGCAAUAG
Molecule: messenger RNA, 423 nt
Organism: Coccomyxa subellipsoidea C-169
Lineage: Eukaryota; Viridiplantae; Chlorophyta; Trebouxiophyceae; Coccomyxaceae
Product: Plastocyanin, chloroplastic
Exons: 2
Coding region: 1-423 (140 amino acids)
Molecular function (GO): electron transfer activity; copper ion binding
Source: RefSeq, a predicted model, not a curated record